Messenger RNA from Triticum aestivum (bread wheat), 1126 nucleotides. Its product is annotated as momilactone A synthase. The record is from RefSeq and is a predicted model, not a curated record. The transcript has 2 exons. NCBI's taxonomy places the organism in Eukaryota, Viridiplantae, Streptophyta, Magnoliopsida, Poales, Poaceae. The coding region runs from base 49 to 957 and encodes 302 amino acids. Gene Ontology annotation, molecular function: oxidoreductase activity.
CUGCUCUGGUCAAAUCUAGCUCGGUCCCGCGGCACCAGCGGGGGCAGGAUGUUCCGAGCUGUGAAGCACGCCGUCGUCUGGGCGAAGAAGAGCCGAGCUGAGCCCGCGGCCUUGUCUGCCUUCGCCAGCCACUUCUCCGCGGCUUCCACCUCGCAGAGGUUGGCCGGUAAGGUGGCCGUGAUCACUGGCGGCGCCAGCGGCCUUGGCAAGGCGACUGCCGCGGAGUUCGUCCGGAACGGCGCCAAGGUCGUCCUCGCCGACGUCCAGGACGACCUCGGCCACGCCGUCGCCGCGGAGCUCGGCCAUGACUCCGCAUGCUACACGCGCUGCGACGUGACGGACGAGGCGCAGGUCGCGGCGGCCGUGGACCUAGCGGUGGCGCGGCACGGCCGCCUCGACGUCAUGUUCAACAACGCCGGCAUCAGCGGCGCCCUCACGCCCGUCCCCCUCGGCUCCCUGGACCUCGCCGACUUCGACCGCGUCAUGGCGGUGAACGCGCGGGCCGUGCUCGCGGGCGUCAAGCACGCCGCGCGCGUCAUGGUCCCCAACCGGCGCGGCAGCAUCAUCUGCACGGCCAGUACGGCGGCGGUGCUGGGAGGCGUGGCGUUCCCGGCGUACAGCGUGUCCAAGGCGGCGGUGGUGGGGCUCGUGCGCGCCGUGGCGGGGGAGAUGGCGCGCGCCGGGGUGCGCGUGAACGCCAUCUCGCCAAACUACAUCCCGACGCCGAUGGUGAUGGGGUACAUGGCCGAGUCCUAUCCCGGGGCGAGCGCCGAGGAGCGCAGGCGGAUCGUGGAGAGGGACAUGAACGAGAUGGGCGGGCCGGCGCUCGCGGCGGAGGACAUCGCCCGCGCGGCGGUGUACCUGGCCUCCGACGAGGCCGGGUACGUGAACGGGCAUAACCUCGUCGUCGACGGCGGGUUCACGGUCGGCAAGGCGCCGAAAAUGCCGGCGCCGUGACAUUGACGGGUCUUGAUGCGAUGAAGUGUUCUUCCUUGGACCAACUGGACAUGUUCGUUCUUCACCGUUGCAGUUGGACUUGCACAACCUGUUACGCUUCAUAGUUCAAAGUACUUUAUCUGUUUUUAGUCUGCUUAUAUAAAAUUGUCUGAAGUUGAACUUCGUGAAA